This is a messenger RNA of Chanos chanos (milkfish), 1515 nucleotides long. RefSeq names its product protein FAM83F-like. NCBI's taxonomy places the organism in Eukaryota, Metazoa, Chordata, Actinopteri, Gonorynchiformes, Chanidae. Bases 1 to 1515 code for a protein of 504 amino acids. The record is from RefSeq and is a predicted model, not a curated record. Gene Ontology annotation, molecular function: protein kinase binding. Gene Ontology annotation, biological process: signal transduction. The transcript is spliced from 4 exons.
AUGGCUGAAUCGCAGCUUGUCUGUAUGGAAGAUGGCCUCAUCCAGGCCCCUUUCCCGGAGUCUAGACCAGAAUUUUACUACAGCGAGAGCCACCGAGUAGCUUUGGAGACCCUUCUUAAAGAAGACGACGGUGCCUUCAAGUUGCGUCUGAAUAAAGACAACGUCAAAGAUUUCCUGUCCGCGCGUGAAAUCAAGUGGCUAAGAAAUAAUUUUUUAAAAUAUAAAAUGGACGAUGACAUCGAGGAGGAUGAAUCUGCGGAGUCCGAACCCGUACCUGAGAAAACUGCCGAAAGAAGUUCGUCAAUGCGUUCGACCUACUGGCCAGAGCGGUCAGAUACGGAUAUACCCCCUUUGGACAUAGGCUGGGCAUCAGGAGGGAAAUAUAAAGGGGUGACGCGAGUGAACGUCUAUACCCACCCACCCAAAGAAAGUGAACCACACAUUAAACAAGUUGUGCGGAAAUUAAUUCAAGAAGCCCAAAAGGUGGUGGCUGUUGUUAUGGACCUCCUCACAGACCUGCAGAUCAUCCAGGAUCUGAUGGAUGCAGCCUUCAAACGCCGCGUGGCUGUCUACAUUAUCCUGGAUGUCCAUGGAGCGCCACACUUUCUGGACAUGUGUCAUAGGCUGGACAUUGGUGCAAACCAUUUACAGAAUAUGCGAGCUCGAACAGUGAAUGGUUUUGGCUUCAACCUCUCCUUUGGAAAAAUCCCUGGUAAUCUGUGCUAUAAGUACAUGAUUGUUGAUGGUGAAAAAGUCAUGUUUGGGUCAUACAGCUUCUCCUGGUGCACAUCACGCGUAGACCGGAACAUGAUCACGGUCAUGACGGGCGCAAUCGUGGACUUUUACGACAAUGAUUUCCGUGAACUCUAUGCCAUCUCAGACAAUCUGGACCUCUUUAAGGAAUUUCACAUCAGUAAACCUUCCAAGGUCACUGUGACACGACCAUCUGCGGUGCAGCCCAAACGACCCACCAUCUCGGCCACCUCUCGUUUCCAGGUCACCCUGGGAGACUCCGCGGGGCUCCCGCUGAAUAUUCCAGACCACAAAUACCACAACCCCAUAUACUCACUUCUGUACGGACACACACCUGGAGCCACAGGCUCCCUCCGCAGCUUCGAUAAGAAAGAGAGGUCAGAUGUCGAGGACAUUUUAGUUACGCAGAAGACAGUGGCAAGGGCCUCCAGCGACAAAAUAGGAACGCUCAAGCGUACAUCCACGGUCACCCCAAAUGACGCCUCAAAUAAGGUGUCAGAUAAAAAACCAAAUGCUUUAGGGAGGUUACUCAUGUGGUUUAAGAGAUCAAAUCAGAGCGAACAGGGAACAGCAGAACCUCAUGACUCUCCUCCAUCAGAGAUAAGUAAGACAGAGGAACCAGCACCAAACAGCACUGAGGACCAAUACGCAGAACAGCCAGCUACCCAAAAGAACAAGGGCAAAAAGUUUACUUUUCUCAAAAGGAACCCAUCCAAAAAAGGAGCCAACGCAACUGAGGAGAAAAGUAGGUACAACCCUUGA